This is a messenger RNA of Aspergillus terreus NIH2624, 936 nucleotides long. RefSeq names its product DUF3632 domain-containing protein. The record is from RefSeq and is a predicted model, not a curated record. The transcript is spliced from 2 exons. NCBI's taxonomy places the organism in Eukaryota, Fungi, Ascomycota, Eurotiomycetes, Eurotiales, Aspergillaceae. Bases 1 to 936 code for a protein of 311 amino acids.
AUGAUUUACCACAGUGCUUCCGACUCCUGCUCCUCAAUUUGUGCAGACAGCACGAGAGACCCCUCCGCCCCGAACCUGGAGCGCUAUGAAGCCUUCCUCGCUUCCCUGGCGCAAAGAGAGUAUCCCCCCGAACCAGACGUGAUCCUCGCCUUCCGCAAGCUGCUCACAGAGCCGUCCGUGUCACUCGUCGAAGCGGCCCGACUCGCCGUGGCAUCUAGCAUCCCAGACUCUCCCGACCUUCCCGUUUCCAACAUGACCCUCUGGAUCCCCUUUGGCGAGGCGAUCGAGCAGUUCCCCGAGAUGAAUGAUCGUCUAGUCGACUUUCUCGUGGCGCUCCAACAGCUCCCGGAUGGGAACGGGGCGAUGCACGAGCUUCCCUAUUUCAGAGAAUACUGCAACGAGUUCUGGCUGUUCUACCAGGAUCCUCCCCGCAGCGAACCCGACCUGGCCAAAAAGCGCCAGGCCUGGUUCAACAUGAACACGUUCAUGGCCAAGCUCGCCGCAAGGGGCGUGCGGACGGAGAGUCUCCUCCAGCACGCUGGCCGCUUGCUCCAGAACGCGCUGGAGACGGCGCCGUGGGAGGAAUAUCACUUUCCGGAGAUCGAGGAGGCAGAGGAAGACAUGGGCGAUGAAUAUGAGGAGUACCGCGAUAGGGAGUUGGAGAGGCUCUGCGAUAUUCGCCACUUGAAUGGGACUAUUCCGGCCGUGGCGCAGUGGAUCAAGAUCCAGGGUCGCGCGUUGUACGAAAUGGCUGGUCCUAUGGAUUUGGAGCGGGAGGAGUUGUGGGAUGGACCGCCAGGUUGGUCGAAAGAGCGCUGGGAGUUCUGGAGGCAGAGAUUCGAGUGGGUGGCGUCUGUCACGGCGUUGGACAGGAGGACCAAGAAUAUCGCAAGGGAGGCUGCCGAGGAGAUGGCGAGGAUUUCUGGGGAUGCUUAG